AUGUCUUGUCUUUGGACUAUCAUCUUGCUUAGUUUCAUAUUCCUUAACCUCUCAGAAGCUGAACACCAAAACGAGCUUCAUUCUGCAGUUGUUGUCGGCACUGUCUACUGUGACACGUGCUUCCACCAAGAUUUCUCCAAGGCCAGUCACUUCAUCUCAGGUGCAUCUGUUGCAGUAGAAUGUGAGGUCACAGGUUCAAGGCCGGGUUUUCGACUGGAAGUGAAAACAAAUGAACAUGGAGAAUUCAAGGUUAAUUUACCUUUCUCAGUGAGCAAACAUGUGAAGAAGAUCAAGGGAUGCUCUGUGAAGUUAAUCAGUAGUGGAGAGCCAUUUUGCGCGGUGGCUGCCACCGCAACUUCUUCUUCUUUACAUCUCAAAUCAAGAAAGGAAGGGACGCACAUUUACUCAGCAGGGUUUUUCACAUUCAAGCCAUUGAAACAGCCAGAACUAUGUGAUCAAAAACCAGUAAUCAAGAAUUCAAAAGGAUUGGAUUCUGAAAAGUCCUCAAUUUCAAAUCCUAAUGAUCCUACCUUUGCACCACCAAUUCAAGAUCCCCCGUCUGAUCCACCGGCAUUAGGCCAACUCUUGCCACCAUUGCCGCCUCUGCCCCAGCUUCCCAACCUGCCAUCAGUUCCAGGAAUUCCAAAUUUGCCACCAGCAAUGCCCAGAAAGCAAACAACACCCUUGGACUCUACAGUAGCAUCAGAAUUAGUAGAUAAAAAAGUGACUGAUUUUUUUUUCUUCCCGCCAAAUCCACUUAAUCCACCAUCUAUACUGCCUCCCAACCCCUUGCUGCCACCACCAUCUAUACUUCCUCCCAACCCCUUACUGCCACCGCCAUCCAUACUUCCUCCGAUCCCAUUUCAGCCUCCACCAUCCAUAUUUCCUCCAAUUUUCCCAUCGCCACCUCCUUCAAUAUUGCCUCCAAUUCUCCCUACACCUUCGCCACCAUCUUUCAACCUCCCACCAUUAAUACCAGGUCUAACUCCAUCUCCACCACCACCCUCACCGUCGUUUCCAUUUGUUCCUCUCCCUCCAUUUCCCUUCCUUCCCACACCUGGCUUCCCCGGACCUGGAGUGCCACCGGCUGAUGUUCACUCUCCAUCAAAGACAACCCGUCCUUGA
Molecule: messenger RNA, 1125 nt
Organism: Fraxinus pennsylvanica
Lineage: Eukaryota; Viridiplantae; Streptophyta; Magnoliopsida; Lamiales; Oleaceae
Source: the annotation of a GenBank genome assembly